Molecule: messenger RNA, 2410 nt
Organism: Salvelinus fontinalis (brook trout)
Lineage: Eukaryota; Metazoa; Chordata; Actinopteri; Salmoniformes; Salmonidae
Product: gastrula zinc finger protein XlCGF9.1-like
Exons: 1
Coding region: 239-853 (204 amino acids)
Biological process (GO): regulation of transcription by RNA polymerase II
Cellular component (GO): nucleus
Molecular function (GO): DNA-binding transcription factor activity, RNA polymerase II-specific; RNA polymerase II transcription regulatory region sequence-specific DNA binding
Source: RefSeq, a predicted model, not a curated record
CCUCGUAGCAAGGCCUAUUUAUCAUGUGGAGGUUUCAUUCAGGUCUCUUUUUUUUAAAAACACACUGUCUUUGGCAGGAGAAAGACCAGACUCAGAGGAACCAGAGCCAGGGACGUCCAAACCAACAAGAAGACACCAGUGUUCCCACUGUGUAAAGUGGUUUAACAAGUUAGGGAACCUGAAACAACAUGAGAGAAUACACACCGGGGAGAAGCCUUACCAUUGCUCCCAAUGUGGAAUGAGUUUCAACCAGCCGGGGGAGCUGAAAUUGCAUGAGAGAAUACACACAGGGGAGAAGCCUUACCAUUGCUCCCAAUGUGGAAAGUGUUUCAACCGGCCGGGGGUUCUGAAACAGCAUGAGAGAAUACACACAGGGGAGAAGCCUUACCACUGCUCCCAGUGUGGGAAGAGUUUUAGCAAUUUUGGGAGCCUGAAAAGACAUGAGAGAAUACACACAGGGGAGAAGCCUUACCAUUGCUCCCAGUGUGGAAGGAGUUUUGGCCAUAAAGGAAACCUGAAAAAACAUGAGCGAAUGCACACAGGGGAGAAGCCUUACCACUGCCCCCAGUGUGGAAAGUGUUUCAACCGGCCGGGGGAUCUGGAACGGCAUGAGAGAAUACACACGGGGGAGAAGCCUUACCAUUGCUCCCAAUGUGGAAAGGGUUUCGACCGGCCGAGGGAUCUGGAACGGCAUGAGAGAAUACACUCAGGGGAGAAGCCUUACCACUGCUCCCAGUGUGGAAAGCAUUUUAACCAGAAAGGACACCUGAACAAACAUGAGAGAAUACACACAGGGAGAAGCCUUACCACUGCUCCCAAUGUGGAUGGAGUUUCAACCAUCCGGGGGAGCUGAAACGGCAUGAGAGAAUACACACAGGGGUCUUGCUGUCUUAUAUUGUUGACUGAUAAUGAUUACCUGUUUUUACCAUAUGAACUUGAAUUGUACAAAGUAUACUAAAACAUAUAUUUGUAUGUUUUUAUUAGAAAACAUGAAUUGAAUAUGGAGUAUGUCAGUUUGAAUAUAGAGUAGGUCAGAUUCCAUGUGUUUAAAUGGUCCUUUUUUAAACUCUGUGUUUGUGUUUAUCUGGGUGUCUUUCCUCAAGCACUACAGAUAUAAAGUGAUAUUUGGAUGUGAUGCAUUUGUUCCGUUGUUUACAUUUGCAAUGUUGGCCCACUGAUGAUUUAAUGAAAUGAAAAUGUUCACAGACUCUGUAAUGCAAAAUGUUAAUUGUAUGUGUCCACAUAUCUGAGUAUGUGACUUGUGGCGGAUGAAUCAGAAUUAGUUGGGUAACAUAGAUAAUUAAGAUUUCUUAUCUGCAUAAUAUGCUCAUGUGAUAUACUUGUUAUUAGAAUGUAUCCCUUCGGACUCUGGUGUUGGCAGUUGCACUUCUUCCCUCAGCUGGGGCUCAGUCACCUGGGGCCCAGAGAGGGGAGAGGUCAGGCUUGUCUUUCACAUGUCCCUGGUGCUAUGCAGAAUAUCAGGAAGGGAAGAGGACAGGAGGGAACAUUGUCUUCAUAUGUGAAUGUAUCUGUUAAACUAUGUGAAGGGAUGGUGUGAUUAAUGGGGAACCAAUUACUGGUUUCCACAAUGUCUGUGCGCAAGUCACUGCCUCCUUUGGCAUUGGGGGGAGGUGUAUGGCAGUGUCUGGAACCAUUGUAUGGCCUCUCCGAUGUUGCACUUAUCCUGGGAUAGUGUAUGACCUAGAGGCUCACUCCCCUCAUUGAGCUUGUCCAGGAGUGGGGUCAAGAAGGGGUUUUACUUGAGAUGGGAGUAUUUAGAGUUGACAAUUGAGUUAUUGGAUGAGUUGGUGUUUUUGUGCUAUGAAGUACCAGGAACGAGAUUAGAACCUCGUUUUAGGGACCAAACUGAAUGAUAAAUUAUAGCGAAUGCUAUCUGGCUACGGGAUACUCCUUUCUCAUUAUAAAGUCUCACUUUGUAAACUGUUCCUAAUAUAUGUGGUUUAUGUCGACUAGGGGGUGGAUCUUUGCUAUAAAAGAUCUCAGUAGCCAUUGUGUUGCCACUCAACGGUUCAUUAGAAAUAGUGAAUUGUUGAAAGUCAUUGCAAAGAUCUGAUUAUUAAAGAUGUAGUUUAAGUAUAACUCUGGUGUGUGAAGCUUGUCUCUCCUCAUUUGGUAAUACAGAAAUUAACCACCACAGACUAACCUUGUGAAACUGUCCUAUUAUAAUCUCCUGUUCUUGGACAUAACUGAGUAUGUGACUAACCUUGUGUAUCAUCCAGUGUUGCAAACCAGCUGCACCUGUGUCCUUGUAUGAAUAAAGUCCCUCCCAGGAACAGGAAACUAUAAAGAUAUGUGCUCAUCACCCAAUGCUGCAGGAAUUCAGACUGUCUACACUGCGCUGUGUAACUGUUAUUCUCUCUGAGCUCAGAAAUAAAGAAUCUUGGUUUGA